Messenger RNA from Saccostrea cuccullata (small rock oyster), 3803 nucleotides. Its product is annotated as receptor-type tyrosine-protein phosphatase S-like. The record is from RefSeq and is a predicted model, not a curated record. Lineage: Eukaryota; Metazoa; Mollusca; Bivalvia; Ostreida; Ostreidae. Bases 157 to 3009 code for a protein of 950 amino acids. The transcript has 23 exons. Gene Ontology annotation, biological process: protein dephosphorylation. Gene Ontology annotation, molecular function: protein tyrosine phosphatase activity; protein binding.
AAUUCAGGCGAAUGUGGUACAUCCAAGUCAGAGAUCUUCAAAAAUCACGACUUAUCUUUUCGUCAUAAUGUAACAGGAUUGGAAAAGUCCAACAAUUAUAUUUUCGAGGUCACUGCGUAUACAAAAGAAGGAUAUGGGCGGAUAUCAACUACUGAAAUGAGAACAUCAGAAGAUUAUCCUUCUGCUCCACUUGGUCUUCAAAGAGAUUCCGUCACAAACUCAACCAUAAGUAUCAAAUUCAACAAACCUGAGAAGGAAAAUGGGAAACUCACACAUUUUCAAGUUGAAUAUGUAUUUAAAGCUCACAGCGGUUGUGAAGCAAAUAUGCAGAACGCUUUAAAUAUUAAAAAAGUAAAAAACGUGGCAAUUACGGAAAACAAGCUUUCCUAUUCAACAACGCUUGAAAGUUUAGAAUACUUCUGGAACUACACACUUCGAGUAAGAAUGGCCACCUCGGUUGGUUUUGGAAAUUAUAGUGAUCCGAUAUCAAUAAGAACUAAACCUGCAGUUCCAAAUCCAGUUUCUGAACUGGACUUAAAAGUAACUUCUUCGAGAGGAGUUGAAUUGAGAUGGAGUCCACCUUGUUAUUCGAAUGGAAUCAUUGUCAAUUACAGAAUUAUUGCAAGCAACCAUAAUAAUUCCCUUUCUACAACGUAUAACACCAAUCAGUCUGGAACUGUCUUUACGACCCAAAACCUUUUACCCUACUGCUAUUACUCCUUUAACAUUUCUGCCGAGGUCAACAGUGUGUUAGAACUGAGCGAUCCGACUACAUCCGAAACUGUUCGUACAUUUUCUGAACCUCCCAAACCUGCACGUGAAUUUAGACCGUACAACAAAACAUCGUCAUCAGUAAGCUUGAACUGGAAGCUUCCAGAAAUUAAGACUGGACCAACAUCAUAUAAUGUUACUGCAACUGACAAGGAAACCAAAGAAAUUGUUUCAUUCUGCACAAAAGAAGGUUAUUCAAAUACAAGGUGCACAGUUUCCAAUCUUGACUCCUACUGGAACUACAGUAUUUCUUUAUCUGUCAUCACCGAACCUUUUAAUGCGAGCACUGUACAUCUUGAUCACAUACAAACAGCAAUGAGUGCACCAGGACCUUUAACUAACGUUAAGGUGAUACAGGAGAGUAAUGUUACAGCUACCAGAAAAGUGUACAUAACGUGGGACCCGCCAUCUACUCGUGAUCUAAAUGGGAUAAUACAAAACUAUUUCGUUAGAUAUACAGAUUCAAGUAACUUUAAAAAGGAGUUCAAAUACCCCAGUAGUAAACGAAAAGCUGUAAUUGAUGUUAUCCCUGAAAGAAAGUACACCUUCCAAAUAUUUGCAAAAACCAAUGCCAACACAUCUGAAAGAGACUUUUGCAAUUUCACUGAAAAAAUAAAAGCAGGAGCACCAAUACCAAUUCACCUUCUACCAGGGGAACAUGUAAUAAGCAAAGGUUCAUCGUCUCAAGUCUCAAACGACGAGAAACAGUUAAAAGUUUUGCUUAACAAACGUUUUCUAUGUGAUAAUCAGAACGGAAUCCCUGUGAAGUGGUACAUAAUUGUGGCAAAACAUUUCAAAGGAAUAUCAGUGCCCUUUCAUGGAUCUAAGGAAGACUACGUCGAUAUGAUAAAAAGGAAGAAAAUAUAUAAAACAUGGAGGGAUGUUUAUAAAAACGAGGACAAUAAUUUGUAUGUUGCGACACAGUCCUGGUCCCCAAAAUGCACAACUGAUAUUAAACAACCUGAAAGUUUUACUGUCGGUAGUGAAGGGGAAUGUGAUAACAAAGGGCAGUAUUGCAACGGCUAUCUCGAACCGGAUACUGAUUAUAGAGUCCGGUUUACAGUGUGUACCAAUGGCGGGUGUUUAGAGUCGGAAUUUUCAGCCUCCAUUGCCACAGAACCAAAUCCUGUCCCUUUGAUUGCUGGAUCAGUAUCUGGAGUUGCUGCAGCUAUAAUUGUCUUAGUCAUUGUUUUGAUAUAUCUGAGGAGAAAUCGCAAAGGACCAUUUAGUAAAGGUAAAUCAACAGACCCGGGUCAGGAAAAUCAAGGGUUUUCAACUACAGUGGAAAUGGAAAGUGUUUCAAAACCAAGGCCAAUAAAGAUUGCAGAAUUUGCUUCCCAUGUUCAGGAUAUGCAUGCUGAUAGUAAUCUGGAGUUUUCCCAUGAAUACAAGCUAAUAAAAGAGACCUGCGCAACCCACAGCACAAAAGCUGCGGAGAUCCAGGUUAACAGAAUAAAGAACCGAUAUACCAAUAUUUUAUCUUAUGACCACAGUAGAGUUAAACUGCUUCCAACUGAAGAUGACGAAGGUUCUGAUUAUAUAAACGCCAAUUACAUUCCGGGAUUUUCUUCACCAAGAGAAUAUAUCGCAACACAGGGACCUCUACCAUUCACUCGUGAUGACUUCUGGCGAAUGAUUUGGGAGCAAAAUGUCAGUAUAAUUGUUAUGCUAACACAGCUGGUAGAGAGAGGCCGGCGAAAGUGUGAUAUAUACUGGCCAGAGACAACUAGAGAACCUGUAUAUUACGGAGACCUUGUGGUUGAAAUCGAAUCAGAAUCUACCCUUCCAGAUUAUGUUCUAAGAGUGAUGUCAGUGAAGUUGGGUGACAGCAGAAAAACAGUGAAACAAUUCUGCUUUUUAGCAUGGCCUGAUAUGGGUAUUCCUGAAACAUCUGAAACUAUGCUUAAAUUCACAAAAGAGGUUAGAAGUCAUUUGCCUCCUCCUACAACUAAUAGAGGACCUCUUGUUGUACAUUGCAGCGCUGGAGUAGGACGUACCGGUACAUUUAUUGCUGUUGAUUAUUUGAUGCAACAAGUCAGCUCCAGUGAUGUCAUCGACAUUUACGAUUAUGUUAUGAAAAUGCGUAAUAAUCGUCCAAAUAUGGUUCAAACUGAGGACCAGUACAUUUUCAUCCAUGACUGCAUCAAAGACUUUGUCAACAGAAGUGACGAGGACAGUGACGAUGAAAACGAAGAGGGUCAAGUGGAUCAUGAAAAUCCUAUAUAUGCCAACAUGUAAGGAAAAUCAUCAUACGUUGUGUUACACAGGUGUGAAAGAAGAGCAUAUAAGCAGACUUAUUUUGUGAACAAAUUUUAAAAUUAGCAAGGGAGUAGUAUUAUAAUUUUUUCUAUCAUACACACAAAUACAUGAAUAGACAUCUAUGAAGGUAUUUUCCAGGUAUAGGUGCAACACUUUAUAUGAUGUUUUAACUUUACAUAUUUUUUAUUUCAAUAAACAAUGCAUUUUAUUUGAUUUUUAUCUAUUGUUUUCUAUAUUCCCAUCAUAUGAUAUGAUUGUCAAUGAUCAAAAACUGUUAUACUGCACAAUAAAAUUUGUAUUUUUGUGUGAGUAUUUUUGUAAGAGAAAAUGUUGAUGUCUUUUCAUUGUUAAUUUAUAAUGCAGGAUUACCAUCACAAAAUAUAUGUUGUAAUUUUCCAAUUUCACAGUAUCUAUAGAUUUAUAGCAUUUCUCUGUGUGAGGGUGUAUAUGUGUGAGGGUGUGUGUGUGAGUGAAACUUUUGAUGUACUGUUUUAAAAUCAUGAAUAGUUUUAGCAGUAUGAUUUAUUAUCGUUUAAGCAUAAUAAACAUGUACUCUAUAGAAUUCUAAAGAAGUUACGAUUUUCAUUAUGUAACUGAAAAUUUAAAACAAGUAAAGUGAUUAUAUCUACCUAAUUAUUACAUUGCCUACCUUUCUUUCUUAUUUGCAGUUCUAUAUAAUAGUUUUCCUUUUUAACAUUGGAUUGAUUUCAUAUGCUUAACAUAAUUCACUUUCAGUGAAAUUAAUAACGAAAUUUAAUUAAUCACAAUUGAUU